Molecule: messenger RNA, 3983 nt
Organism: Xyrauchen texanus (razorback sucker)
Lineage: Eukaryota; Metazoa; Chordata; Actinopteri; Cypriniformes; Catostomidae
Gene: rilp
Product: Rab interacting lysosomal protein
Exons: 8
Coding region: 172-1587 (471 amino acids)
Biological process (GO): cilium assembly
Cellular component (GO): ciliary basal body; cytoplasm
Molecular function (GO): protein dimerization activity
Source: RefSeq, a predicted model, not a curated record
UAAUUCUUCCACGUGUUGGUGCUGUGGGUGUGAUCUUCAAGUUAGGACAUGCAAUGUUUAACACUGAAUGGAUGUGUCACCUUUAUAACUCCUGGUUUAUUGGAGCGUAUCAACCAAACGGUCGCGUGGCUUUUCUGAAUGCUGUUAUAAAAUAAUGUUGAGCAAAAAUGUAUGCGUUUCGAAGCGAAACUAAAGAUACGCGUUUAUGCUGAAUUGCAACUGGACAAAUAUAGGACUUUCGAUUGUCGCUUUUUAUUACAAGCCCAUUUCAUGUGCAAUAUGGAGACUUGCGAGGUCGCCGUCGAGCAAAACCAAAACGAUACGAUCAAGACAUAUUCAUGUUUCCAAAUGACGUUUUUAUCCAUGACAGUGGACGAUGUGUAUGAAAUCGCUAAAGUCGUGGGAUCAGAAGUGGAGAAACUCAUCGACAGCUACGGAAAGGCGAGUGUGGAGGGUUUGGUGUCUCACAUAGUGAAAGUGUUGGAGCUCUUGGAGAGUUUCGCUGCGAGAAAUCAAGCUCAAACCUGUAAAGAAGAGGAACUAUUGAAGGCCUUUGAGACGCUACAGGUACAACAGCAGAAGAAACGACAUGUGAAGGACUUCGAUGAGACAAGCGUCAGCGCAGAGAGUCUGGACUGGUAUCAGAAAGAGCAGAAAUUAAAGGAGACUGUAGAUGGGUUGCAGGCUCAGGUGCUUCAACUCAAGGAAGAGAACCAGGAGCUUCUGGACCACCUGCAAUGCACACACUCCAAAGAAGAUCGCACACAGCGUCAGGAAAGAGAGGUGAUGCUCAAGCUGAAGGAAGUGGUGGAUAAGCAGCGCGAUGAGUUACGUGCGAAAGUUCAGGAGAUUUCUACCAUGUCCAAAGAAGUUGAAGCGCUCCAAGAGCAGCAAGACCGGCUGAUGAAAAUAAAUUCAGAGCUCAGGCACAAGCAGAACAUCUUACAGACUCAGCUGAAGAGCGCAGUGGAAAGGAGAACCGACCUGGAGGCUGACCUGUGUGAGAAACAGAAGGAGAUAGUGUGCAUGACCUCACAGCUGGAGAAAGCCAGCAUGCACACUUCUGCUAACAUGACUAGUUCAGCCAUUGACCUCACAGAUAAGAUGAUCAUUGACUUGAAGGAUCCAAAUCGGCCGUGUUUUACCAAGCAGGAAGUACGGGACAUGCUUUUUGAGAGGAAUGAGUUGAAGGCCAAUCUAUUUCUGGUGAAAGAGGAGCUUGCCUAUUACCAAAGGGAAAUCCUGAAUGACGAGAGAUGCCCAGGUUUCUUACUCGAUGCUGUACGCUCAGUGAUAAAGAAACAGAGGACCAUCAUCAAGUCUAAAAUGCUUGGCAUACCUGUUAGUGAAUGUAGCACAGAUGAGACCGAUGGUCCACUGUUUGAAAGGAGUGUAAAUGAAAACAAUGAAACUGACAGCCACGACAACAGGCCCCAAGAAUCCCGCAUCAGAAACCUAUUUGGCUUGCUGACGCUCUCCAGUAUUACUAAGAGCGCUGGUUCCCAGGCUUCCGGAUAUCCCGCAUCCAGCUCCACGUGGGAAAUCAUCAGUCCAGAUGAGAAGACACAAACCCUUCACUCCUCGUGAGAACCAGCCCCCACCUAUCACUCAUUCUCACUCACCAGAGGCUGCUUGUCUUUGUUGGAGAUAGCAUAAAAAAUGAACGUUUUAUUAUGGGGAAAUAUUUGCCCCCUAGAUUUUUUCCCUAGGCAUUUGUGCUGUGAGUCCUGAUUCAUUUUUUGACACUGAUUGGAAAAAAGAAUGGAGAUUUGAAAAUAUGUUUUGGAUCUUACAUUUAGACCUAAUUUAGACCUGGUAUUAAGAUGCGUCUCGGGUGAUCGAUCACAUGUGGUCAGGCGAGACACAUCGCUAUUUACACUUGGUCGCAUAAAUGCGUCUCCUGUGACCACUUGUGUUCGGAUUUGAAGGGGGAGGGUCUCUGAUUUCAUGCAAUAUACAUCAAUCACUAUGCCAGAGUGUUACUGCAUGAUAAUAAAUCCCAGAUGCUUCUGAAAUUUAAUCUAAGCACAAAUGAAACAUUUCAAGUGGAAUUAUAUGUUAUUUUAGUCGAUUUCCUGUAUUAACCUGAUCUUCAAAUGUGUGCUUGUCAUCUGUGUCACUGCAUGUUGAUAUCAGACACACUGAAGAAAAUCCGUAAAGUUCUUGUGAUUGUGUAUGUAUUUGCUUUUUAAAUUUUUCUGAUCAGAUGAUUAUUUCCUUUUAAAGCCACUUGUAAACAGCAAAGUUUAAACUCUUGUUUUAGAUCAGCGGUUGAUUGACAGGUUAGGGUGGCACUUCGCUGCUGUCUGGGUUGCAUUCAGGACAGAUUAGCGUUUACACCUCAAAUGCAAUGUGGUCAUGUGUGUUUUUGACUACAUUCGUAUGUGGUUUUUGUGACCUGAUCACAAAAUGUUUUUGACCCAGUUUACACCUGUAUUUAGCGCUAACCACUUGUGAGCCGAUCACUCGAAAUGCAUCUUAAUAAACCAGGUGUAUCGGGUGUAAACGGGUCUAAGGUUUUAAACUAGGGAAUGGGCUGAAGAAUGUAUUGAAAGAACUUCAUUUCUCAGUUUGUAAUGGUUGUUUCCUGUGCAGUCAUUUUUACACACUUAAAAAAAUCAGUUAGCACUAGGUUUUUGUUGAGUUAAUAUUGGACCGUAAGUCACAUAGUACAUGUUACUUUUUAUAUAUGGGGAAGUGUGCAUUUUGUUGUGUUAAAUAUUUUCUACUAUACCAGUUUAAUUUGCAGCGUCAACUAUAUGUAAGCCUUUUGUAUGUUGCCUGCCCCAAAGAGUGGCUUUUGUUUGUGUUCAAAACAUUGCUCUGUUUUUUUGAGCAGUCAUUACAACUUCUAUCUGUAAUAAGCUGUUUAGUGGGGAAUUGACUACUUUUCUAAAUAACGGGAAAAAAGGGAAAGGUGGUAGGAUUCUUUGGAAAACCUAUCUGGAAACUGUCCUUAUUUUUGCCAUUUUGAUUCAUGCAACCGGUGGCACUUAAAUGACAUACAAUGACAUAAAUGAUCUGUGGUGUUCUGAUAAUCAUAAUGCACCUGGCAAUAGUACAUUAUAGACCACAAAUGUCUAGAUACACUUGUUUAUAAUUUGCUCUUAAGCUACAGAGAAUUUAAGCUGUUAUUUUUUUAUAGAGAUUAUAUUUAAUGUGGAUAUUAUCCAAAGAUACUGAUAUGCAUUUCCAUCAUAAAAGCGAUAAUCACAGUGACCCUUUUAUGUCACAAGGGGGCAUUUGAGUAUUUUGUAUUAGUAUUCCUCCAAUACUUUUUUCUUAUGAAACAUUAGCUGUCCCUACAUAAGAGUCAACAUUAUAUCUUUGUAAGUUUUUUUAACCAUGUGUGAUUUUAAUUAUUUAGUAGGUCACUAAAUGAUUUGUAUCAAACAUUUAAUUAUAUUAACAAAGUUAGUGCUGAGGAGCACUGUUUCCAUUUGUUCAUGCAAACUCAUGCUGACCUGAUUUUAAAAAGCAAUAGAUACUUUGGAAUAUGAAUGCAAUGUUUUAAGAGUAAAUCAAGUUUUUAUUGUCUGCUCUAUCUGUUUAAUGAGCCAGCACUUUGCCAUCCUCAGCCAAUUGUCUGGUUGUUAGCUAUGGUGUCAGUGCACUUACUGUAACUGUAAACUAAAUGUUCUGAUUUUAGUUGUCCAGAGAGUUGCAUUUACUCUGUCUAUAUGAUUUAGGUCCACUUGGAGUACAUGUAUGACUCUUUAGGUGUUCCCUGAUAGAAAGGAAGUCUGUGUUUCCUCCAGAGGAAAUUAGUGAUAAUUGGUGCCCGUAUGUUUUUAAGUCAGUGAAAAGUAAUUUCAUACUUCUUUUCUGUCUGUGACUCAUCCAUAUUGUAAAUCUUUGUACCUUUGGAACCUGCCCUGCAUAGCUGAAUUAAAAGUGAAUAACUGGCGUAUUUAAUGCAUUUUAUUUUUGUAAGAACAUUUGUAACCAACAAGUGCUUUAAGACUAAAUAAAUCCUUGAGUUG